CAUCUAAAUUUUAGCAACUUUGCUGAGCUGUGCCGGCUGUGCGGCAUACACCAGGGACCCAGCAAGCUGCACAUCUUCGACCCGCAGGCGGAGCAGCGCCAAUUGCUCUACAAGCUGCGCACGCUGCUGCAGGCGAAUAUAACCAAGGACGACUAUCUGCCCAAGCACAUAUGCGAGCUGUGCCUGGAGCGCCUGGAGCACUUGUACGAUUGGCGGCAGCUUUGCAUGCGCAACGAGCAUAUGCUGCGUAACUAUGCCGCCUCCAUGCACACGGUCCGAGCAACCAUAGAUUUUCAGGACGGCACCGUUAACAUGGACAAGAUGACGGUGGCCCAGAAGAACGCAUACCUGGAGGCGCAUAUGGCCGUGCAGCAGCAGAUGGCACAGGCGGCCAUCCAAUUCAAGCAACAGCAGCAGAGCUCCGUGCAGCAGAGCUCCCCAACAACCAACAACAAUAAUAACAACCAGAACAAUGGCAACAUGCAGCAGCAGCAACAGCAGCAGCAGCAGCAGCAGCAACAACAGCAACAGCAGCAACAGCAGCAACAACAACAGCAGCAACAGCAGCAACAUUACGCGGCCACCAUCAAGGUCCCACAGAUCAGUUCCUCCAGUUCGGCGGGCGGCGCUGCUGGCGCAGCGGGCGACAGCACCUUUACAGUGCCCGACGACGGCAUGGGCUUUGAGGGCGGCGUGCGUGUGCUGCAGAGCCUGGGCACUUGGUCAGCGGCGGAACAGCUCACCUACAAUAUACCAAAGCCGAAUCUGAUACCCUUCACCGAACCAUAUGUGGAGGGCGGCUCCAUGCAUCCGGCCAGUCGCCUGAAGGCGCUGCAACAAGUGCAGCAGGCAUCCUCCGGAGUGCGCAAAACAAAUCCCUCAAAGACCACCAAUAAGGCAUUCGAGUGCACCGUCUGCGGAAAGGGGCUGGCGCGCAAGGAUAAGCUGACCAUACACAUGCGCAUCCACACCGGCGAGAAGCCCUAUAUUUGUGAAGUGUGCAACAAGGCAUUCGCACGCCGGGACAAGCUCGUCAUCCACAUGAACAAGUUCAAGCACGUGACGCCCACCAAUAUUGCGCCGCUCGGCAAGCGGCUCAACAAUAUGGUCAAGAAGAAGGAGCAGCCAGAUCCGCCGCCAGAAGACAAUAAGCAGAGCUUGGAACUGCAGCUACAGCAGCAGGCCGUGCAGGUGGCCGCCCAGAAUAUUAUAGUGCAGUCGGCGCAGGGGGCGCCCACGGCAAUUCCAGGGAUCAUCAUACCACAUCACCAGCAGCAGUUGUCCUGGACGUGCGAGCUGUGUGGGCGCAUGUUCUCGAGCCGGGACGAGUGGUCCAUUCAUGCUAAGAGUCAUCUGGAGUAUUGACAACAGGAACGGUUAGUCGUAGAGUCCACAAAAACAGCAGCCGCCAUCGCUAAGAGCAACAGCAACAACAGCAGCACCAGCGGCAGUGGCAACAACAACAGCAGUAGCAACAACAACCAUAAUCGCGGCUAUCAAAUUGAUGCAAACCGAAACCAAAUACUCAACAACAGCCCGCAAAUGGAGGCACAUGCACGCAGCCAGAAGAUAAUCAUACAAAAUCAGAUGAUCCUCAAUGCCAGCCAUCAGCAGCAGCAGCAGCAGUCGCAGUCGCAGCAGCAACAACAUGUUGCUGGCGGCAAGAAAGCGACCAGAAAGCACCACCAACAACAACAACAACAGCAGCAGCAACAGCAGCAACAAGCACAGACCAGCGCGCCUAUGUACAAUAAUAACACCAACAGCAAUAACAAUAACAACAACAACAGCAGCAAUAACAACAACAACACCAGCAACAACGGCAAUAAUCAGGGACAUGAAGUGUCAGUGCCCGUCUCGCACAUAAUUGCCAACUCACCAACAGCAGCCACUUACAUGCAGGCCCAACUGACCGGCCUGCACACCGGCAACACCAUCGGCGUCGGCGUUGGCGUUGGCGAUACUGGCGGCAACAUGAACAUGCCCAUCGUCACCUACAAUGGGAAUCAGUAUUGCGUUAUAACCCGUGCACCGGAGUCGGAUGCGAUUGCCAUGCAGAAGCAGUCGCUGCCCCUGGACUAUGGCCAGGCCACCACAGCCAAUAUUAUUGUAAUGUCGCCAAUGCUGCCCCCGCAACAACAACAGCAGCAGCUGCAACAACAACAACAACAGCAGCAGCAGCAGCAGCAGUAAACGAAGCUCGUUCAUGAUUCGCAAAUUAAGUACUGAGAAAAUGAGGCGGAAAAUUUAAGCUGGCAUCGGUGCAUGGCCCGAGGCGUUGGUGGCGUUGUCUCAUUAGCCAAGCCCCUGAAUUUCGAUAUUGGAUAUCGAAUAUCGGCAGUAAAUGGCGUCUCAUAACUGGCAUUUGACGAUGGGGAGAAAGGCAGCCGCAUUGCUGGCCAGGUAAACGGAUAGGAAAGUGCGCAGCCUCAGGAUCCGUCUUCAAGUUUGCAAUUAGCCUCAGCUCGCAAGCAGCUAUAAAUACAAACUGUAAAUAAAGUUUUUAAAAAACAAAAACAAAAUUAAAUUAAAAAAAAAAAAUGAUUUUAAGAACACCUAAGUAUAUGUUUAAUUCUAAGAGGUAAACCAUACAAGACCGAGAGAUUUUUUCAAAUAGUUUUCGCAUGUAAUGCUUCUUAAAUUCAAACAGAAAGUCGUUUUUUAAAUGUUUCGUUUUAAAAACCCAUAACUAAGCAAAUACAAAUAAGAAUAAUGUUUAUGUGAAUUGAAAACAAAAAGGAAAAGCAAAUGUAAACACCAUUAACUACGUAGUCUAAGUCAUUUUACAUAUCCAUUGAAAAUCUCUAAAAUCAACAUACAAAUAAUACCCAUACAGCCAUAAACUGAGAUAUUAUUUAAUUAUUUUUGAACAUUCGUAGUUUUUGUUGAAACCAUCUUCAGUUCAGCAUUUGAAGUAUCUAUGAAAAUGAGCUAUCAUUUCGAUGUGCAUCAAUUUAUUUGUAUAAUAGUUCGCGUUUCAAUCAAUUGUUUAUAAUUAUGCUAACGGCAAUACAAUAUCUAUGUCUUAAAAAGGAAAAACAAACAAUACCUAUGUAAUAAUGUAAGUAGUUCAGUAGUGUCCGUCAAUGAUACUCACAUUCAGAAUUACUACAGCAACUGUGUGGAAAACGAUGGUUAAUAUAUUAAAUACAAUAAAAUCUAACAAA
Messenger RNA from Drosophila montana, 3167 nucleotides. Its product is annotated as myb-like protein AA. The transcript has 7 exons. Lineage: Eukaryota; Metazoa; Arthropoda; Insecta; Diptera; Drosophilidae. Gene Ontology annotation, molecular function: DNA-binding transcription factor activity; RNA polymerase II cis-regulatory region sequence-specific DNA binding. The record is from RefSeq and is a predicted model, not a curated record. Gene Ontology annotation, biological process: regulation of transcription by RNA polymerase II.